This is a messenger RNA of Orussus abietinus, 12357 nucleotides long. Its product is annotated as dynein heavy chain 1, axonemal. The transcript is spliced from 58 exons. Gene Ontology annotation, molecular function: dynein light intermediate chain binding; minus-end-directed microtubule motor activity; dynein intermediate chain binding. Bases 1 to 12357 code for a protein of 4118 amino acids. Gene Ontology annotation, biological process: microtubule-based movement. The record is from RefSeq and is a predicted model, not a curated record. NCBI's taxonomy places the organism in Eukaryota, Metazoa, Arthropoda, Insecta, Hymenoptera, Orussidae. Gene Ontology annotation, cellular component: dynein complex.
AUGACGGAAAAUCAUUCAGCCUCGAUGAGAAAUUUCAAGACCGAGGCUCGUGGGAAUUUCCUAGGGGCCGCCGAAAGGUGGAUGUCCUUUCCACAGGAUAGAUCCAUCUCCUUCCCAGCCGAGACGUUCGCUCCGAAAGUCCAGAUGGAUCGUUACGUGCCACCGAAACAAAUCCCCAGAAACGUCGAAAUGGAGCGAAGGAGGAGGAUUUAUCGAAAUCUGCGAGUGGACGAUGCUCUAAAGGACGAAGGAGUCAAAUCUAGGGACCUUUUGCCAGUCGAAGUCGUGGGGACAAUCGCGAGCCAUGAAGAAAAAUUCGGACUUAACUCUUUCGUGAGUUUUCUGCCUCUGGAGAUCUUUGACGAUGAAGAGCACGACUGCAGAACCGUGAAAGAUUGGACAGAUCUUGGUACCAUCGAUGGAGUUCGUCAUCCCCUUCCAGCCACCGUUUUCGUUGAGAAACCUCUGAUAGAAGAGGAAGACAAGGAAGAGGAUAAAGAGGCGCAUCCUUUGGAUAAACAUUUCGAGUGGUGUUAUGCAGCGGUCACGGAUUUCGAUGCUGGGACGAAAUUAUGGUCCGUACUUACCUUGGAUGGGUUUAAGAGGGUCUUCAGGGUGCCCAGGAUAUACAUCAGGUUCUUCGCCGAGGAUCCAAGGACUCAUGCGAAAAGGAUCAAAGCUGCCCUGGAUCAGAGGAGAAAAGCGGAAGCUUGCAUUAGGUUCGUCCUGAGGAUGAGUCCGGUCCUUAAGGAGAAGUACAUUGAAAAAUUCUCACAUAAUCUAUAUCUCGAUUGCAUGAGAGUCGAAGGGAUGCCGCUCUUCAGCGAGUCAGAGAAGCAGAAGAUCCUCUCUUCAGCAUUGAGACAAGGGAGGCUGCAGUUCGCCCCCGAGAAAAUAUCCACCGUGGUGGAGGAGAUUUCUUUGGACUAUCGGCGCACAAUGUGUGACCUUAGGUGGAGACAGCUGAUAAGGGACAAACCCGAAGUCUUCAGCUUCAUCUCCUGGUUGCCGGAUGACGAAGAACCGCGCAUCCUUAAAGAAGAAACAAUUUCUCAUAUCUUAUUUUCCCUCGUUCUGGAAUUUAUUAUCCAGGGUGUCAAGGAUCACUUCCACUGGGUGACUCUCUACGUGAGGACGGAAGUCCACGAGGCGAUGUCCUGUAUAGUCUCGGAGUGUCUCAAGGUGUCCGGGAUGAACCUCUUCGUGCAGAGCUCCACGAAAUCGUUGGUGCUCUUCGAGUUCGAGGCCCAGCAGAAUCAGACCAGUGGCACUCUGAUAAAGUACUUGAAGGAGCCUUGGCUGGAAAAGAUCACCCAAUCGGUCAGGAUGUGCCUCAGGGACGUAGGGAAGGGCUGGUUCAACCUGGAGCAAAAGGACCACGGGGUCUACGACGUGAUGAAGCUGAAGAGGUUCAUGGAUCUUGGCGUGUUGCGCAUGCAGACCGCCUUGAGGAACCUCGUGGAUAACUCGAUGGCUCUUUAUGUAAAUAUGCUCGAGACCCCGGCAUUGUGCACCUUGCAUGUCGGUCCUGAUUUCAAAUGGGGCAAGGACCUCCGAAAUACCCAAUUCAAGCCGGCUUCCAACCCAGUUUUCAGCCUGGAGAUUUUCAUGAACGACCAGGGAGCUUUUUAUUCCACCGAGCCUUCCGAGUUCGAGAAAGUCAUCGUCAACCUCUUCGACAAUACCCUGAAGUCCUGCCACCGUGUCAGACAGGUGCAUCCUUUCCUCUUGACUGGCUUGAAAUUUCCGAACGAUCUUUACUUGAGCUCGGUAGGACUCUUGGAGAACGCGGUUUGCGAUGCCAGGAAUCGAUUAUCGAUAGCCUAUCGACAGUCGAUCAUUCCAUUGAAGGCAUAUGCCGAAGAGUACAAGAAGUUCUUGGAUUUGUACGUAAUCGACGUGGCGAAGUACGUCGAGAAUUUCAAAAACGAAAAUCAUCCAGCCUCUGAAGUGAAGGACGAGAUCUCUUAUCACUUCAGGAUGCGCUUCAAUAUGGAAUCGACCUUGCCGACUAACAUUCUGAUCGGUCCUUUCAACGUGAACGUGCUUCCUUUGAAGACCUUCCUCCUGGACAAACGCAAGGACAUAGCUCGUCGUCUGCUGGUCAUGUUCACCGAAGGACUCCGGGUCCAGGUGGACGACAUCCUGGACGUGUAUUCCGGGAUGAGGAGGAAGUUGAAGGAGGACCCACAAAAUAUCGAGGCGAUUUUCGAGAUGAGAGAAUGGAUGGAGACGAUUCCUCUAGCUGUGCAGGGCCAGGACGAGCUGAUGCAGAAAUUGAAGCUGGACUUCGACAUCCUGGACCUGUUCUGGUGGAACCUCUCCGACGAGGACUUCGAGGCCAAGUGGGAGGCCAUCGGGUUCCCCCUUCAGAUGCAGAUUCACAUCAGCGAAGCAGUGGAACGAUUAGAACGGGAUCAGGAGAAAUUUUACAAAAUGCAGCUGCAAGACGAAUCGAACCUCACCGAACGUAUCGACAUGCUCGUCGGCCAGGUGAACAAUGUAUCAUUGUUGUCGGAUUUCAACAAGGUGCACGAAAGCGCGAUCGAGGUGAAAAGGAUCUGGAAGGCGAUGAAGGAGUGCCAGGAGCAGAGUCUGCUUUUGAACGAGAGGCAGAAGCUCUUCGGGGUCCCGAUGGUUCCUUUCGAGCACCUCACGAAACUCAUGAAGGAGUUCGAGCCUUACAUGAGCCUCUGGACCACGGCUUCAGACUGGCUUAAAUGUUACGAAAUCUGGACCGAGAACCCUUUGGUCAAGGUGGAUGGCAGUCAAAUCGACUUUAUGGUGAACGACAUGUUCAAGACCAUGACGAGGUGUGCCAAGGUCUUCCAGGAGAAGCCUAAGGUGGCCGCCAUCGCCCUCGACAUCAAGGACCUCAUAGAGGAGUUCAAGCCCUACGUCGGGAUGAUCCAGUCCCUGAGGAACGCAGGGAUGAAGCCCCGACAUUUCGACGAAAUUGGAGAAAGAACAGGCUUGCAGACAACCCUGACACCGACUUUGACAUUCAAGAGUUUAAUCGACGCCGGAAUAAUGAAUUUCGAAAACGUCGUGAAGGACGUUGCCGAAAGUGCGGCAAAGGAGUACGCCAUAGAGGCGUCUUUGGAGAAGAUGAUAGCAGAGUGGAGUUCGAUCAAGAUGGACGUGAUACCCCAUAAGGAUACAGGAACCUACAUCAUGAAGAUUGCUGACGAGACGACAAUGUUGCUGGAGGACCACAUCGUGAACACUCAGCAGAUCAGUUUCAGCCCCUUCAGGGUCGCCUUCGAAGAUCGGAUCUCAGACUGGGAGAAGAAGCUGUCCCUGACGCAAGAGGUCCUGUCCAGCUGGAUAGAAGUGCAGAAAGCUUGGAUGUACCUGGAGCCGAUAUUCUCCUCGGAGGACAUCAGUCGACAGCUGCCCAUGGAGGCGAAAAAAUUCAACACCAUGGAGAGGAACUGGAGGAGGAUCAUGAAGAACGCCCACGACAACCCCUACGUUAUCCUGAUAUGUCCGGACAACACCUUGCUGGAGAGCCUGAAGGAGUGCGUGACCCUGUUGGACGUGGUUCAGAAAGGCUUGUCCGAUUAUCUGGAGACGAAGAGGAUGAUGUUCCCCAGGUUCUUCUUCCUCAGCGACGACGAGCUCCUGGAGAUCCUUGCCCAGGCGAAGAAUGUGCGCGCUGUUCAGCCUCAUCUUAAAAAAUGCUUCGAGAACAUGAAGGAGCUCAGGUUCGAGGACGACCUUGCGAUCACCAGGAUGUACUCUGCCGAGAACGAAGAGGUCCAUUUGGACGCUCCUGUAUAUCCUGCGGGGAAUGUCGAAGACUGGCUCGGCCACGUGGAGGUCGCCAUGAGGAGCACCCUGAAGGAGAUCGUCGGUCGAUCCCUGGAACUUGUCGAGGACACUCCCAGGAAGGAAUGGGUCUACAUGUGGCCAGGACAAGUCACUCUUUGUGCUGGACAAACUUAUUGGACUGCACAUGUUGAAGAAGCCAUCGCGUCCAACACUCUUCCGACUUUCUUCGGCAUCAUGCUGCAACACUUGGACGACCUGAGGGACCUCGUGCGAGGUCAACAGACAGAGAUCCAGAGACUCAUGUUGGAGGCUGUAAUCACUAUUGAAGUGCAUGCUAGGGAUGUCCUCAGCAAUUUGAUUCGAGAAAAAGUUGUCAACGUGAACGACUUCGACUGGAUUUCUCAGUUGCGAUACUACUGGGUGGAGGAAGAUCUGAAAGUCCGAGCCGUGAACGCGGAAUUUCCUUAUGGCUACGAAUAUCUGGGGAAUAACGGAAGGCUCGUGAUAACGCCGCUGACUGAUAGGUGUUAUCUCACCCUGACGGGAGCUUUGCACCUGAAAUUCGGAGGUGCUCCUGCAGGUCCUGCGGGAACAGGAAAAACCGAAACCACGAAGGACCUUGCCAAGGCGUUUGCUAUUCAAUGUGUGGUUUUCAAUUGUUCCGAUCAGCUCGAUUUCAUGUCCAUGGGAAAGUUCUUCAAGGGCCUCGCCAGUGCAGGUGCUUGGGCUUGCUUCGAUGAAUUUAACAGGAUAGACAUCGAGGUCCUAUCAGUAAUCGCUCAGCAGAUCAUGACAAUCCAGAAGGCGCAACAGAUCCGAGCUGAAAGGUUCCUCUUCGAGGGCGUGGAGUUGGCCUUGAAGGCUUCCUGUGCUGUCUUCAUCACCAUGAAUCCAGGAUACGCAGGACGAACCGAACUUCCGGACAACCUGAAGGCGCUUUUCAGACCAGUCGCGAUGAUGGUUCCAAAUUAUGCACUAAUCGCCGAAAUUUCCCUAUUUUCUUACGGUUUUUCCGACGCCAAGACUCUCGCUGGGAAAAUCACCACCACCUUCAAGCUGAGCUCCGAGCAGCUCAGCUCUCAGGAUCAUUAUGACUUCGGGAUGAGAGCCGUGAAGACGGUAAUUGCGGUCGCGGGAAACCUGAAGAGAGAGCAGAGACACCUCGAAGAGCAGCAAAUUUGUCUGAGGGCCCUGAGGGAUGUAAACGUCCCGAAAUUCCUGAAGGACGACCUGAAGCUCUUCAACGGAAUCGUGUCAGACCUCUUUCCAAGGAUGGUGGAGAAGGCUGUGGACCAUGGCAUCCUUGAGGCCGGGAUCCGCAGGACGAUAAAAAAAAUGGGACUCCUGGAUGUGGACGAGUUCGUGAAGAAGGUGAUCCAGCUGUAUGAGACGACGGUUGUGAGACACGGCUUGAUGUUGGUGGGUCCAACAGGAUCAGGAAAGACCAAGUGCUACGAGGUCCUGAAGGACUCUUGCACCUUCCUGAAGGGAAAACCGCAGCCCAGUGGUAAACCCUUCACCCCCGUACACACUUUCGUCCUGAAUCCCAAAUCCAUCACCAUGGGACAACUCUAUGGGGAGUUUGACCUCGAUACUCACGAGUGGACCGACGGCAUCUUCUCCAGCCUAAUCCGUUCCGGAACGUCCGCGGCGGAUCUGGACAAAAGAUGGUACAUUUUCGACGGCCCCGUGGACGCGGUCUGGAUAGAGAACAUGAACACCGUAUUGGACGACAACAAGAAACUCUGUUUGACUUCCGGUGAGAUCAUGAAAUUGUUGCCGACCCAGACGAUGAUGUUCGAGGUGGCCGACCUGAGAGUGGCCUCUCCCGCCACGGUUUCCAGAUGCGGCAUGGUGUACAUGGAGCCCGAGGGCCUGGGUCUGGAUCCCCUGAUCGAUCGAUGGAUCGGAUCCCUGCCUGCUGUGAAGAACAUGAAGACCCAUGCCGGGGAGAUCUCUAGAUUGACCAGGCUGUUCCUGGUCCCGGGUCUGGACAUGCUGAGAAGUCGACUCAGGGAGAUCGUUGCUACAGUGGAUGCUGGGAUGCUGAAGUCCUAUACGAAUCUUAUGGACUUCAGGAUAGGCCCCAUGGCGGGGAGGGAGGGGAAGGCUCCUCCACCUGUCCAGGCUCAAAGACUGAUUCGUAACUUGUUGGGCCCCUGGGUGGUCUUUGCUCUCGUGUGGAGUGUCGGGGCCAGCUGUGAUUAUGCAAGUCGGUGCAUCUUCAGCGAAUGGGUCAGAGAUAAGCAGAAUGAAGUCGACGAUGCCCUCCCCUUCCCACCUGACGGACUUGUCUUCGAUUACAGACUGCAUGACGGCGGAUUUACCGAUCACACCGAAGAUGGGGAACCAGCACCCCCAAGAUGGAUCAACUGGCUUGAUAACGUCCCCUCUGUUAUCAUCAAGCCCGACACGAAAUUUGCGGACAUGGAGAUUCCGACUUUGGACAACGUGAGGAGCGCCGUUCUUAUCGGCUACCUUCUUCAAAACGAGAGCAACGUCCUUUGUAUCGGACCGACCGGAAGUGGCAAGACUCUGACGGUCUCCACAAAAUUAUCUCGACACAUGCCGAAGAAGUACAUUUGCGAGUUUGUCACCUUCUCCGCCCGCACUUCCGCUAAUCAGACCCAGGACCUAAUCGACUCGAAAUUAGACAAGAGACGAAAAGGGGUAUAUGGACCACCGGUCACGAAGAGGUUGAUAUUCUUCAUCGACGACUUCAACAUGCCAGCCCUUGAAGUGUAUGGGGCCCAGCCUCCCAUAGAAUUAAUUCGCCAGUACAUGGAUUUCCGGGGAUGGUACGACAGGAAGGAGAUCGGAGAGUUCAGACUCAUCGAGGAUAUUAAUUUCGUGGGGGCCAUGGGCCCCCCUGGGGGGGGUCGAAACCCCGUGACAGCUCGAUUGUUACGACAUUUCCAUUUCAUCGCCUUCCCCGAGAUGGAGGACGACGCAAAGAUGCAGAUUUUUGGGACGAUCCUGGAGUCCUGGCUAGGAAGGGCUUCCGCUCUUCAGGGUCUCCUGGAGAACUUGGUGUCAGGGACUUUGGAGGUCUUCUCCACGAUCUGUCGAGAGCUUUUGCCCACCCCGGAUAAAUCUCAUUACACUUUUAAUCUGAGAGACCUGGCGAAGGUCUUCCAGGGGAUGCUGAUGGUGGAGCCUGAGAGGCUUUCGAGCCUGGAGGAGGUCUUCGUCCUCUGGUACCACGAGAACCUGAGAGUCUUCAGCGACCGUCUCGUCAACGACGUGGACCGGAAGUGGUUCGACGGCUUGCUUCGAGGGAUCCUGAAGAGGAGUUUCGACUGCGACACGGAUGAGGUCCUGGGUCAGGAGUCGAUAUUUUUCGGGGACUUCUGCAGCUUAAACGACAUCUACGCCCGAAUAACGGACGUGGAGAAGAUGGAGAAGGUCCUGCUGGACCUCCUUGAGGAGUACAACGGAGCCACGACCUCCCCCAUGAGAUUGGUCCUGUUCGAGGACGCCAUGGGACAUGUUUGCAGGAUCACCAGGAUCCUGCGCCAGCCCCGGGCGAACGCUCUGCUCCUGGGGAUGGGAGGAUCGGGACGACAGAGUCUCACGAAGCUGUCCUCCCACGUCAGGGAGUACUCCUGCUUCCAGGUCGAGCUCAGCAAGGCUUACUCCAUGAACGACUGGAGAGAGGACCUGAAGAAGGUGAUGAUGAAGGCCGGGGUGCAGAACCGUCAGAUGGUCUUCCUCUUCUCCGACACCCAGAUCAAGAGCGAGUCCUUUCUCGAGGACCUGAACAAUAUCCUGAACAGUGGGGACGUGCCGAAUAUUUAUCAACCUGAAGAGUACGACACCAUCUUCCAGGUGAUGAAGGGAGUGGUCCAGGCUGCUGGGCUGCAGACUACCAGGAGCAAUCUUUAUUCCGCGUACUUGAAGACCGUCAGGGAUAAUCUACAUACGGUCAUCUCGAUGAGCCCUAUCGGGGAGACCUUUCGGGCGCGUAUCAGGCAAUUUCCGGCCCUCGUCAACUGCUGCACCAUCGACUGGUUCUCCCCAUGGCCUGAUGCCGCUCUUCAGAGCGUAGCCAUACAGUUCCUGAGGGAUACCGAGGACAGUUCCAUCACCGACGAGGUUUUAGGGUCUAUUGUGAAGACCUGUCAGUAUAUGCACUCCAGUGUCAUCAAGGCCAGCGAGACGUUUCUGCAGGAGCUGAAUCGUCACAACUACGUCACUCCAACGUCAUACUUGGAAUUAUUGUCCAGUUAUGGCGACCUCUUGGCCAAAAAGAAAGAAGAGUUGACAAUGGCGGUAAAUCGACUGACCACAGGAUUAGACAAACUGGCAUCAACGGAAGUCGAGGUGAAGGAGAUGCAGACGACCCUGACGAACAUGAAGCCGGAGCUGGAGAGGGCCGCUGCAGCCACGGCGGAGACGAUAAAGCUUAUCACUAAAGACACGGUGGCGGCGGAGAAAACUCGAGCAGAAGCUGAAGAGCAGGAGAGAGCUGCGACGAGGCUGAAGAUGGAGAACCAGGAUAUCAGGGACGAAGCUGAAGCGGACCUUAGUGUGGCCAGGCCGAUGUUGGAGGCUGCUGAGGCGAGCCUGAAGGCACUCAACAAAAAUGACGUCACGGAAGUGAAGGCCAUGAAGAGACCUCCGGUCGGGGUGGUGUUGGUCAUCGAGGCGAUGUGCAUAGUCAAGGACGUGAAACCGAAUAAGGUUCCAGGGAAGAAGCCUGGCGAGAAGAUCCUGGAUUAUUGGACCCCUGGAAGUCAGAUGUUGGCGGACCCAGGGCACUUCCUUUAUUCCCUGGAGAACUUCAACAAGGAAGAGAUCACCGAAGAGAUGAUCUCGAAGCUGAAGACAUACAUCGAGAACCCGGCUUUUCAACCCCAUAAAGUCGCCCAGGUGUCAAAGGCCUGCCAUUCGCUCUGUUUAUGGGUCCAUGCCAUGUACAACUACUACUUCGUCAACCUGAAGGUGAAGCCGAAGAUGGAGGCCCUGCAGAAGGCUGAUAAGAUCCUGAAGGAAACGGAAGAAACUCUGGCUGUCGCUAUGGAAAGUCUUCGCAAGGUCCAGGAAGGCAUCGACCAGCUUCGGGAUGUUCUUCGGAAGGAGGAGGAAAAAAAGGCGGAACUUGAAAAACAGAGACAGCUUUGCGAGGACAGAUUGUCAAGGGCUGUGCGUCUAAUCGCGGGGUUGGCCGAUGAGAGGGGAAGAUGGAUCUCCACGGUGGAGAACCUUGAAGAGUCCCUACGAAACGUCGUCGGGGACAUUCUUCUAUGCUCCGGGGCUGUCGCGUAUCUCACGCCGUUCACCGAUACGUACAGAAACGCGCUGCUCUCUUCAUGGUAUUCGGUCCUUGGAGAAGGUGUUCCCCACACAUUGGGAUGUGGUCCCGUGACCACUCUCGGUGAUCCCGUGUCCAUCAGGAAGUGGCAGAUCGACGGACUCCCUCGGGACUCCUUUUCCGUGGAGAACGCAGUGUUAGUGAUGCACUCGAAGAGGUGGCCCCUCCUAAUCGACCCUCAAGGACAGGCCAACAAGUGGAUCCGCAACAUGGGCAAACAAACAGGUGGCUUCUCAGUGGCGAAGAUGACCGACAAGGACCUUCUCCGAGUCGUGGAAAAUUGCGUCAGGUUCGGCAGGACCUGCCUCAUCGAGAACGUGGGGACGGACCUUGAAGCAGCCUUAGACCCCGUCCUGACGAGAGCUCUCUUCCGACAAGCUGGACAACUCAACAUCAAGAUCGGCGACAACGUGGUGCCCUACAACUUCGACUUCAGACUUUACCUCACCACGAAGUUGCCAAAUCCUCACUAUACUCCUGAAGUGGCGAUCAAGGUCCUUCUGGUGAACUUCACCCUGACUGCCAGCGGGUUUCUCGACCAAAUGCUGUCUUUGGUGGCGAUGGAGGAGAGGCCCGACCUCGAGGAGUCCAGGAGCAUCCUGAUCGUCUCCAGCGCGCAGAUGAAGAGGGACCUGAAGGACAUCGAAGACAGGAUCCUCUUCAGACUUUCCGCCUCCGAAGGGUCGGCGGUGGACGACAUCGACCUCAUUGUCACUCUAGAGGCGUCAAAAGUCAAGAGCGAGGAGAUCAAGGCCAAAGUAAGAGCUGCCGAAGUGACCCAGGCUGACAUCGACGUCACGAGGUCCUUGUAUAUUCCUGUGGCUCAAAGGGCUCAGAUCCUUUUUUUCUGUCUUUGUGACCUUCGCUUCAUGGACACGAUGUAUCAGUACUCCUUGGAGUGGUUCAUCAACAUCUUCGUCGGCAGCAUCGUCAACACUGAGAAGAAGAAGGAUAUCAUGAAGAGGGUGGAGAGCGUCAACGAGAACUUCACCUUCGCCCUCUUCACCAAUGUCUGUCGUAGUCUCUUUGAGAGGCACAAAUUGCUCUUCGCGUUUUUACUCUGCGCAAGGAUCAGGAUCGAGGACCGAAAAAUCGACCCCACCGAGUGGAGAUUCCUGCUCUCAGGAGCAGAGCCUCUUCAGCCGCGACCGAAUCCUGCCCCAGAGUGGAUUUCGGCUCGCUGCUGGAAGGACAUCCAGUCCUUGGAGAGCCUCCCAAAAUUCGAGAACUUCCUUCCGCACUUCUUGAAGAGCUUGCCUCGGUUCAAGGAGAUAUUCGACUCCCCGGACCCUGAAAAGAGUUCAUACCCAGAACCUUGGAACUCCAGCCUGGACGACUUCCAGAAACUCCUCAUCCUGAAGUGCCUCAGGCCUGACAAAGUGACCAACGGGAUGCAGAUAUACGUCACCAGAUUCCUAGGGGAAAAAUUCGUGGAGCCGCAGACCACGGAAUUGUCAUCCAUCUUUAAGGAGUCCUCCCCAACUAUGCCGAUGGUUUUCGUCCUUUCCACCGGCACCGAUCCUGCGGGAGAGCUGUACAAAUUCGCGGAGAAGCUGAAGAUGGGCAAGAAAUUAUUCACCAUCUCCCUUGGGCAAGGUCAGGGUCCAAGAGCCGAACUGAUGCUGAACAGAUCCAUCGAGGUCGGAAACUGGGUCUUCUUCCAGAAUUGCCAUCUGGCCCCGAGCUGGAUGCCGAAAUUGGAGGAGCUGGCGGAAACCUUAUCCGUAGAUUCCACGCAUCGGGAUUUUCGCCUCUGGUUGACGUCCACUCCUUCGGCUGCAUUUCCUGUCAGCAUCCUUCAAAAUGGGUGCAAGAUGACCGUCGAGCCGCCCAGAGGAGUGAAGGCAAAUAUGCUGAGAGCCUACACGAGUCAAGUCGCGGAAUUGAAAGACUUCCUGCAAUCGGAGCACCCGAAGGUGAGCACCUUCAAGUACCUUCUCUUCGCCCUUUGCAUGUUCCACGGUAUCCUCUUGGAGAGGAGGAAAUUCGGUCCCCUGGGAUUCAACAUCCCCUACGAGUUCACGGAUGGCGAUUUGACAAUUUGCAUAUCCCAAUUGCACAUGUUCCUGCUGGAGUACACUGAGAUUCCCUUCAAGGUGUUAAUAUACACGGCGGGUCAUAUUAAUUACGGGGGGCGAAUUACCGACGACUGGGACCGUCGACUCGUCCUUACGAUCCUUGAAGACUUCUACGCGCCCAAAGUCGUGUCCUCAGGAUAUCAAUUCGAUGCUCACGGUCACUAUCAACAGUUGUCGGCGGAUGCUUCGUUGGAGGAAUACUUGUCUUAUAUCAAGACUUUUCCUUUGAACGACGACCCUGGGAUGUUCGGCCUCCACGCCAACGCCGACAUCAGCUGUGCCCAGGCGGAGACCUACUCUUGCCUGAACAACCUGCUGAACCUGCAGCCCAAAGAAGCCGGAGACGUGGCGGCAAGUUUCGAGGAAGUCACUCGACAACUUGCCGGCGACAUCCUGGGGGUCGUCCCCGACCUCUUCGACCUGGCCAAGAUCCGCGAGAAGUACCCGGUGCUCUACGAGGAGUCCUUGAACACGGUGCUCCUGCAGGAAGCGAAGAGGUACAACGGACUCCUGGCCGAGGUGAAAACCUCCCUGAACGACUUGCUGAAGGCCCUGAAGGGGCUCGUCGUGAUGUCGGAGAAGCUGGAGACCAUGGCCUCCAGUCUGUUCAUUGGGAAGGUCCCGAAACUCUGGCAGGAUCGCGGAUUCGCGUCCUUGAAACCCCUAGGAGCUUGGGUGGUGGACCUGAAGGACCGCACCGAUUUUAUAGAGUCCUGGAGAGUCGGAGGCAUUCCUCCUGCUUUCUGGAUUUCUGGAUUCUAUUUUCCUCAGGCAUUUCUGACGGGGACUUUGCAGAACUUCGCCAGGAAGCACGUGGUCUCCAUCGAUUCUAUCGACUUCGGCUUCCAGGUCCUGGAAGAGAAUCCUACCCAGAGACCGGUCGACGGCUGUGUCGUCUAUGGUGUCUUCCUUGAAGGAUGCAGAUGGGGUGGCAGUCACCUGGCCGAGUCCUUGCCGAAGGAGCUCUACACUGAUAUGCCGCCGAUUCUCCUCCUGCCGGAAGUCCAGCAUCGGCCUCCUUCCAAAGGGAUUUAUGAAUGUCCUGUCUACAAGACCACUCAAAGGGCUGGGACUCUCAGCACGACGGGACACUCCACCAACUUCGUCCUCGCCAUGGAAAUUCCUAGCCAGAGGUCGCAGGCCCAUUGGGUCAAACGAGGAGUGGCUCUAAUAUGCGCGCUCGAUUAUUGA